Coffea arabica (coffee) is the source of this 1425-nucleotide messenger RNA. Lineage: Eukaryota; Viridiplantae; Streptophyta; Magnoliopsida; Gentianales; Rubiaceae. The record is from RefSeq and is a predicted model, not a curated record.
AUGAAGUGGCAUCCUACGUUAAUCCCUCGCACAAAUGUUAUUCUGUUAUUCACCGGUGCUGUAUAUGAAUACAGAAGUCUGAAAGGGAACUCAGCAAAGAGUCCAAUAAUGGCAGAGCAAAGAUUCCUGUCAAUUCUUCUGGCCUUUAUGGUCUUCAACAUUCAAAUUUUCCCUUUAACUUCUGGAUACUAUGCAGUUUCUGCUUCUCCUUCACUUCCUCCAUCAGAACCACCAGUAUCACCACCCUAUGGAAUACUUCCUCCAUCACCUUCUCCAUCUUCCACCUCAUUACCCCCAUGGCCGGCUUCACAACCGCCCGUGCUACCAAAAGCAGAACCACCAUCACCUUGUAGUACAACUCCUUCUCCACCUCCAUCUCCAUCUCCUUUACCUUCUUCAGGCAUCAAAGGUGCAUACUGGCCAUCAUGGCAAGCAGAAAUUAUUCCUCCAUCAAGCGUACCUACUUCAUAUUUCACCCACUUUUUCUACGCAUUCGCUUUAAUUGAUCCUACGUCAUGCUAUUUAAACAUCUCUUCCUUCGAUGAAAAAUGGAUGACAAACUUCACGACAACCCUUCACCAGAAAUCUCCUUCAGUGAAGGUCCUUCUUUCCAUUGGUGGUGCAGCUGCAAACGCAAACAUUUUCUCCUACAUGGCGAGUAAUUUUGACAAUCGCGCUUCAUUUAUCAUCUCCUCCUUGAAUGAGGCCAGAAGACAUGGGUUUGAUGGUUUAGAUCUCGAUUGGGAGUACCCAGCUACUCAACAAGACAUGUCCAAUCUUGCGUUGCUCUUCAGAGAAUGGCGAGUAGCUGCUCAACAGGAGUCACUUCUUUCAGGAAAACCCCGACUGCUUAUAUCAGCGGCAGUUUAUUUCUCUUCCAAUGUCUUCAAUUCUGGCGUUUAUCGCACUUAUUCAGGAUAUGCAAUUCUAGAGUACUUAGAUUUCUUGAAUCCCAUGUGCUACGAUUAUCACGGUUUUUGGAACACAUCAGUAACAGGCGCACAGGCAUUGCUUUAUGACAAUUCCAGCAAUAUAAGCACCAGCUAUGGAAUUUCAUCGUGGAAAGCGAGUGGCGUACCGUCAGAGAAGCUAGUUCUAGGCUUGCCUGCGUAUGGGAGGUCCUGGACACUGAAGGAUGGCAACCAAAAUGGAAUUGGAGCUCCUGCGGUGGGAGUCGGUCCUGGGGACCAAGGGAUGAUUGGAUAUAAUGAAAUAGUGGAGUUCAAUUUGAAGAAUAAUGCUACUGUAGUUUAUGAUAGUGAGACGGUGUCAACUUAUUCAUAUGCAGGAACUACAUGGAUUGGAUACGAUGAUGCCACAUCCAUCAUAAACAAGAUUAAGUUUGCUAAGUCUCAGGGUCUUGGCGGUUAUUUCUUCUGGGCGCUUGGUUCUGAUGUGAACUGGUCUCUUUCUAGAGCAGGCUAA